Messenger RNA from Lolium perenne, 889 nucleotides. Lineage: Eukaryota; Viridiplantae; Streptophyta; Magnoliopsida; Poales; Poaceae. The record is from RefSeq and is a predicted model, not a curated record.
CUGAGGAGAACCUACAUGAAUACCAGUUCUCCUGUGCUGGGUUUGGGCUAUCAUCUCACCCCAAGUAACGGCUGGAACUGGCUCCUCUAACGGGAACGAGAGAAGUCAGAGAAUGACUUUGUUUCUCCAAACCACCGGUAUCUUUGCUUCAGAAAAAAUAGGAGUAGAAAAGAAAGCUCCAGAGCCCAUCAGCGCACGGCUUUGCGGGCGGGCGUCGACUUGGUCCGACGGCUCACUCGCAUCUGUGAUUCGCGCCUGGGCACGCUUUUGCCACAACACCAAAAAACCAAACCAUGCUCCGCCGCGCGGUCUCCUUGCUAAGUGGGCGCGCAGCCUGGCUCCGCCGCCAGCCGGUGACUGCCGCGGCAACAUUGAUCCGCCGCCACCCGGAGACCCGUCUCGGCGCCGUCGACGCUCGUGGCUACCGGCGCAUGGCGCGGCGGAUCCCACCCGCGAGGCCUGACGGCUACUCCACCUCUGACGGCGAGGACGACGAGGUCCUUGAGCCGGCCGCCGCCGCCGCGGACGGCGAGGAGGAGGAGGACGAAGACGACGAGGAGUUGGAGGGGUUCACGCUGGACCUCAAAACCGGAACUAUCGAGGACGCUUUCGAGGACGAUGAGGAGGAGGAGGAGGGCCAUAAGUAGCGCGAGGAAGGUGUUCGUGGAAAUGACUAAGAGGAGAAGCUGUCCCUGCACAGGCUCGUUUACAUGCUCGCUGCUUUCAUAGUUUGAUUCUCGUUCGCACUGAAUGUUAAUUUCUUUGUAGCAUGCCCCGUACUUUUGGUGGUAUUUGUAGCUUUGAUGAGCCUUUGGCAAUUGACAUCGUGGUAGACUGGUACUAGUACUUUUGGUUCUAUUGUGGUAUUGAACUGAUUUUAAGAGCUUCA